GAAGCCGGAAAGCAUCAACAGGAAGUACUUUGUUACCAUCCUCUAUCUAGUUUUCAAACCAAACACAUUUCCACAUCCUUUCCCAGGAUGUUUCUAAUGUAAGAUUAGUCUAAAUGAGACGUUCAUUUGUCACAACUGAAAUGGAGUUUUGAUAUUUAUAAAGUUGUGGUCGAGCUUUUCUUUAUCUGAACGUUGUGACAAAGAAAGUAACUAGCAUACACAUUUAGUGUCGUUGUUUAUUUUUUCGAAAGAAUAAGGUAACGUUAGCUUCCACGAUGGAUCGGGACAGAGCUAGUCCGUCCCCCUCCAACCUGCCAGAGUCCCCUGGUCACAACUCUCCUGGUAGCGCCUUACUGCUGGAUCUGAAGAGGGUGUUUGUGCAGCUGGUCGACUGCAGGAAAACAGCAGGGCAGAGUGGAACUGUGAGAGAAGGACACGAGGAGGGAGAUUUGAUUUCAUCAAGGGACUUUCCUAACCGUCGCUCUCUCAGUGGGAGGGACUUAUCAUCUGGGGAGCUUCAACAACAACAUGUUGCUGACGAGGCAGAGAAGAGUGUCUCCCAAUCAGAACACCUCAAACACCAGCACAGACGUACAGGGAAGAAAUCUCACCACAGCUGCUCUGACUGUGGGAAGAGUUUCACUACACGAAGAUCCUUCAUAACUCACCUGCGUAUUCACACCGGAGAGAAGCCUUAUCACUGUUAUCAGUGUGGGAAGAGCUUCAAUCAGUCAGGCAACCUGACAGCACACCAGGUAACACACACUGGAGAGAAGCCUUACAGCUGUGAUCAGUGUGGGAAGAGUUUUGCUGUAUCAGGACACCUGAAUAGACACCAGCUAACACACACUGGAGAGAAGCCUUAUAGCUGUGGUCAGUGUGGAAAGAGCUUCAAUCAGUCAGGCAACCUGACAGCACACCAGCUAACACAUACUGGAGUGAAGCCUUAUAGCUGUGAUCAGUGUGGGAAGAGCUUUGCUCGGUCUCGAGAGCUGACAACACACCAGGUAACACACACUGGAGUGAAGCCUUAUAGCUGUGAUCAGUGUGGGAAGAGCUUUGCUCAAGAUUCCAACCUAACUAGACACCAGGUAACGCAUACAGGAGAAAAGCCUUACAGCUGUGAUCAAUGUGGGAAGAGCUUUGCUCAAGCUUCCAACCUAACUACACACCAGCGAACACACACAGGAGAAAAGCCUUAUAGCUGCGAUCAGUGUGGAAAGAGCUUUGCUACAUAUAACACCUUCAAAUAUCAUCUGAGAAUUUAUGAAGGGGAGAAGCCUUACCCCUGCCUUGAUUGUGGGAAAAACUUUGCUAGUGCAGGAGCCCUAACCAUACACCAGCGUGUACACACAGGAGAGAAGCCUUAUAGCUGUGAUCAGUGUGGGAAGAGCUUUGCUGUAGCUUCCACCCUGAUUAUACACCAGCGCAUACACACUGGAGAGAAGCCUUAUAGCUGUGAUCAGUGUGGAAAGAGCUUUGCUGUGGUUUCCACCUUGAAUAAACACUAUCGCAUACACACUGGAGAGAGAACUUAUGUCUGUCUAUGUGGAAAGAACUUUGCUCGAGCUUCCACCCUGAUUAUACACCAGCGAACACACACUGGAGAGAAGCCUUAUAGUUGUGAUCAGUGUGGAAAGAGCUUUGCUGAGUCAGGGACCCUGAAUUCACACCAGCGAACACACACUAGAGAGAAACCCUAUGUCUGUCUAUGUGGAGAGAGCUUUACUCAUUUAGGGAAUAUUAGAAAACACCAGAAAGCAAAAAUGUGCCAUAUUUCAACUCCCUCCUAUUUGACACCAUUUCCAGAUCCCUAAAUAAAGGAUCAAUAGAAAACAUCUAGUGAACAGUCAUAUCCAUCUCCCAUUCUUAAACAGUUGACUUAGUCUGAUCACCAUGGUAACCUCUGUGCAGCAUAAUAUGCAGCUCUGAUCUAGGAUCAGGUCUCCCCUGUGUCUAUGUAAUAUCACACAUUGAUCUAAAUGGAUAAAUGUUAUCAUUGGAAAUGUCAUAGUGAACCUGUGGGGGGAUGUCGAUAAUUAUCUUCUUUCAUGUACUCAUGAUAAUACUAUUAUUAUUAAAUGUCAUUAUGUAGAAUAAUGUUUCAACAAUAGGUGUAUAUUCAUGUAUUCAAUUAAUCAAUACAUUCAAUCCAAUUAUCUUCUAAACCAGAAGUUAUCACUUAAAUGGUGUAUUUUAUAAAUCUAUAUUGAUUAAAAUGAUCCUAAAUCUAAUCCAUGAUAUAUUGGAUAAUUAUUUCCAUGAGUUCAAGGCAAGAUCUAUGUAUACUGUGUCUUGUAUCAACGGUUAAUGUAAUAACUUUUAAAUUUAUAAUGUAAUAAAACUGGUAAAUGUAACAUCUUGUUGGUUAAUAUGAUAAAAUGUUGUCUAAUAACCUUUUCCACUUAAUGUAAUAAGUUAUUGGUAUCAGGUUACAACUUUUUAAAAUUAAUAACGUAAUAACUUACUUGUAAUAACACCUAAACCAAUGUUUAAUGUUUACUUCACCAAUGUUAAUGCACAUACCACCCUCCACCAAUUUCAAACCCACACACACAAACCUAUGCCCUUGUACUCUAACACGAACAAGCACGCAGUUAUAGACACAUACAUUGAAAAAAUGUAAUAAUAAUAAUAACAAUUCAUCUGUAGUUCUUAUAGUCAAUGAGACAGGGGGCUCGGUCGGGCAAGAGAAAGGAGGAUUGGGAAUCUGCAAAUAACAAUAAGCUGAACUCUGUCUAGCAGAAACAUCUUUGUAUUAGCAACUAUUAAUAAUUAGUUUAUAUUGUGUUAAAGUUAAGAGAUGUCACCCUGGGCGGGGUGAACCAUAGUAGGGGAUAUAAAGAGAAAACACCAUCUUGAGAACUGAGUGUCUUGUUUGUAAAUUGCUGUAAGUGUAAACUCCGGGUUGCAAACUAUAUUAAACAAACUAACCUCUGAUCAAA
This is a messenger RNA of Oncorhynchus mykiss (rainbow trout), 2945 nucleotides long. RefSeq lists its product as uncharacterized. Gene Ontology annotation, molecular function: RNA polymerase II cis-regulatory region sequence-specific DNA binding; DNA-binding transcription factor activity, RNA polymerase II-specific. Lineage: Eukaryota; Metazoa; Chordata; Actinopteri; Salmoniformes; Salmonidae. The record is from RefSeq and is a predicted model, not a curated record. Gene Ontology annotation, cellular component: nucleus. Gene Ontology annotation, biological process: regulation of transcription by RNA polymerase II.